Dreissena polymorpha is the source of this 2314-nucleotide messenger RNA. RefSeq lists its product as uncharacterized. NCBI's taxonomy places the organism in Eukaryota, Metazoa, Mollusca, Bivalvia, Myida, Dreissenidae. Gene Ontology annotation, molecular function: protein binding; ubiquitin protein ligase activity; translation repressor activity. Gene Ontology annotation, biological process: proteasome-mediated ubiquitin-dependent protein catabolic process; negative regulation of translation; protein polyubiquitination. The transcript is spliced from 3 exons. Bases 242 to 1903 code for a protein of 553 amino acids. The record is from RefSeq and is a predicted model, not a curated record.
AGGUUGGGUGCAGCAAUUUUAAUCUUUGUAUUUUAUACCUUUAUCUCGCGUUGUACAUAGUCACGUGGUUUAAUUACCUUAAAGAUUAAGUGAUAUUUGGAUUGGAUUUGACUAGUGUUUAAAUUGUUUCAUUUUUAAUUAACUUUUCAAAUUAUCUAUAUGCCUGUGAGUAAAAGAGUAAACAUUAAUAUAUGUUAUAUAUUUAGAUACACACGUUUUCCUGUUUACACAGAAUAAUAAAAUGGCGACAGGUUCACUGUCUACUGUUGCUAAACGUUCGCGGAUGUUUGCAGACUUUUGUUGCACAUCGUGUAAAGAUCAGAAUCAUGAGAUAUCUGCAGAUACUUAUUGCGAGACAUGUUUGAGCUUUUAUUGUAAAAACUGCGUUUACCAUCAUAAUAAGAUUCAUACAAAGCAUAUAACAUAUGGAAGGGAAGAUAUAAGGAAAUGGCCGGUUUCGGAGGAAGUGGAGGAUUUUGUCAGGAAGUGUGAAGUUCAUAAGGAUUUUACGCUCACACAGUUUUGUCAUGACCAUACUCAGCUGUGCUGCUCUAAUUGUGUUGUAACGAAUCACAGCCAAUGCAAUAAAGUGAAUAACAUUACUGAGCUGAGUAAAACCCUGUCAACGGACCUACAGGAGCUGUCAGUGAGGCUUGAAACUCUUAUGGAAGAAAUCAAGAGCCUAUUGAGCAGACAUAAGGCCAGUGUUCAGUCAUUAAACAGAACAUACAGGGAACAUAUGGAUUUCGUGAUAGAACGAAUAAGUGUCAAUAUAAAUACUACUUUAGAUGAACAUGAAAAUAGUAAUGUGAGUACGUCUGAUACAAAUGAGCAAUACAUAAAAGAAGAAAUGUGUUUGAGUGUACUCAAUAUCGUGAAUAAAUUUGAUAAUUCAACUGGGAAGGUAUUGGACGAAAUGAAAGAUGAAGUUAUUAGCAUAAACAGUUCCAUAACAAAUUCUAUUCCUAACUGCACCCGUCUUCUAAACACAUUAACACAAGUAUCUGAAUGUAUUCAGACGAUUGGAGACUGUAAGGAACUCUGCUUUAUAACCAGCAUGAAAUGUAAGUAUAUAAUACAGCAGGCGUUUACUGUGCUAGGGAAGUCAGACCAGAGGUUAACUUUACAGGGAGAGUUUAAUCGCAAUGUGAGCAUACGAAGUGAUUCGCAAACAUCCGGUAUCUCAGGGAUGUGUGUUCUUCCUGAUGGGCUGAUCCUGAUUGCAGAUUCCGUAACUAAGACAGUCAGGUUGCUUAACCAACAGUACGAGGUGGUUAGUCACUGUGAUGUGAUUUCUUGUCCAGGGGUCAUAUGCCAAAUCACACCCAGUAAGGCAGCAGUGGCUCUGAUUGGUCAUACAGUUUGGGUUCAGUUUAUCACAGUCACCGAAAGGCAGAUUGUGCCAAGCAGAACAUUUCAGUUAGAACAUACGUGUACAGGUAUUGCGCAUCACCAAGGAGACUUGUUCAUCAGCUCUGGUUUUGAACUGUACAAGUACGCACUUAGUGGUAGACAGAUGUGCAGACUCUACGAGGAUCCACUUGGUGAACUGACAGACAAGUGUGCAGUGAGUCCCUCAGGGGACAAGCUGUACAUAAUCAGUUGCUCCAAGAACACGCUCCUCACCCUGGCCAGGGAUGGGAACACUCUGGCUAAAUACACUGAUCAAGAACUUCUUCAUCCACUUGAUUUACAUGUUACCCCAGCGGGUCAGGUUCUGGUAUGUGGAUGGCGGUCCCAAACUAUCUUACAAGUGGACUGUAAGGGGGAGCGUAAGCUGGCCACAUUUGCUCAAAAUGUAUGGGACGCAUGGGGCCCACAGGCAGUAUGCUACAGCAGCACAGCUUCCUGCAUCAUUGUGGCACAAGGAGUGUUUAACAUCCUGGUUUACAGAGUGAAAUAGUAUGAAAAUAUACAUAUAAGUUUGUGUUAUUACUGAUAAACAUUUAGCGACAAUAUAUCGUAAAACUUAAAAACAAUGCUAAGUGUUACAAUACACCAUUGUGUGUGAAUUUGGAAAAAAGUGUAUUCAUGUUGUUAUUUGCUUAUGCCAUGUAAAGAUUUUCUUUGAAAAUUUUAAACUUCUGUAAUAUGUUAUUAUAAUUAUUAUUUCAGUAUUGUCUUUCAACUAACACGUUGUCGUUUCGGUAAAUGAAAGAAAACAAACACUUCAAAUGAACUCUUUACGCCAUGUUUAGACUUUGAUCUGUCGUUGUACGAAAUGUUUGAAGAUGUGUAAAGAUGCAUACUUUUUAUCAAAUAUAAAAUAGUUUAAGUGAUGAUAAGAAUACGAAAUACAGAAGUUAACACAUUA